Molecule: messenger RNA, 279 nt
Organism: Paramecium pentaurelia
Lineage: Eukaryota; Ciliophora; Oligohymenophorea; Peniculida; Parameciidae
Source: the annotation of a GenBank genome assembly
AGAUGGAAAAUUUCGAGAUUUAUAAUGCAUCGAAGCUAGUACAACUCUAAGUAGAGAUUAUUAAUGCAACAUGUUUUAUUCUGGAUAGGUAAAAAAUGUAAAAGGUUGUGUGGAGAUAAGUUGGGAAUAUUGAAAUAAUGGUGAUUCUUAUAUAGGUAUAAUAGGAAAUGAUAAUUAUAUUGAGAAAACAAGGAGCGAUUGUUGUCAAAUGCAUUGUUCAGCAGUAUCAGUAGAGUUAACUACAAAUGACAAUGAGUAAAAUUCCAAUUUGAAAAUGUC